AUGUGGUCCAAAAAAUCCAAAAAGCCUAAGAAGGAACAUGUGAAUGCAAAACCACCACAACCUUCUUCGCCACAGCGCGCAUCCAGCAACAAGACCCAAGUGUACGACACGGCCAACAUCACUCUCGACACACAGCUUGUCGAGCCACCAAAUCAACCACUGGGAGAGCCACCACUUCCUGGUCUUAAAUGGGAUAUGUGGAUCAUGGCAUUUUCGCCAGACGGCUCACGCUUAGUUUCAAGCCGGAGAUUUCUUCGUCAACGGAGCUCGAAAUCUGGUGCUUUCACGCUGCUGGAUGCAUAA
Messenger RNA from Serendipita indica DSM 11827, 303 nucleotides. Lineage: Eukaryota; Fungi; Basidiomycota; Agaricomycetes; Sebacinales; Serendipitaceae. The record is from the annotation of a GenBank genome assembly.